Messenger RNA from Fusarium mangiferae, 372 nucleotides. RefSeq lists its product as uncharacterized. Lineage: Eukaryota; Fungi; Ascomycota; Sordariomycetes; Hypocreales; Nectriaceae. Gene Ontology annotation, biological process: mitochondrial respiratory chain complex III assembly. Bases 1 to 372 code for a protein of 123 amino acids. The transcript is spliced from 3 exons. Gene Ontology annotation, cellular component: mitochondrial membrane. The record is from RefSeq and is a predicted model, not a curated record.
AUGGCUGCUAAACAAACAUCUUCAAGAUGGUGGUUCUGGACCAAAGUCCUGAUGGGUGGCGCUGCUGUCGCAGUCGGUGGACCAGCCUUUACAAUGUGGUUAACUCCCACCGAGGAAGAGCUUCGAUCGAGAUACAACCCUGAAUUGCGGAAGAAGAGUUUGGAAAACCGUGAGGAGCGACAACAAGAGUUUGACGACUUCGUGACUCGACUGAAGGAAUACUCCAAAUCGGAUAAACCAAUCUGGAUUGUUGUGAAAGAAGAAGAGGAGCGAAAGCGCAAGGCCGCCGCCGCCGCCGCGAAAGCCUCUCAGAAGGAUGCAGACACUCGACGAGAAGAGAUGAGGAGAGAGGCAGGCCUUGACGCAAAAUAG